Cuscuta europaea is the source of this 1987-nucleotide messenger RNA. The record is from the annotation of a GenBank genome assembly. NCBI's taxonomy places the organism in Eukaryota, Viridiplantae, Streptophyta, Magnoliopsida, Solanales, Convolvulaceae.
UCUACUUUCCUAAAAAUGUCCACGCAGAUGAGGAUGCGAAUGGCUAGCUCGCUCACCCACGCUCGUACCCCGACCCCAUCACUCAGUCACCCUCAACCUCCUACCCCCUACCCGCGUCACUACCCAUAAGAGAGUCGCUCUGAGUUAAACAUGUCCACCCAGAUGACGAUCCGAAUGGCUAGCUCGCUCACCCACGCUCGCCCUUUUAUCAGCUCCCCCACCAUCUAUUCUUCCCGGUUAGUCCCGCACCCGCCGGACCUCGUCAAGUGGAUCAGGAGAGAAGGUGGAUUCGUCCACCCGUCUCUGAGGAUAGCAAACUUAGAGAGAAAUGGGCUCGGGCUGGUUGUUUCUGAAGAUAUACCCAAAGGCUCUGGCCUAAUUUCCCUCCCAGAGAACCUCCCGCUACAGUUUGGACCGGUGGAAUCUGAUACUACAAUGUCCAAACUGGCUCAACAAAUCCCUGAGGAGCUAUGGGCUAUGAAAUUGGGUUUGAAGCUCCUGCAAGAAAGAGCUAGGAAAGGGUCCUUUUGGUGGCCAUACAUCUCUAAUCUUCCAGAGACCUAUGGUGUGCCUAUAUUCUUUCCUGGAGAAGAUAUAAAGAACUUGCAGUAUGCCCCUCUUCUUUAUCAGGUAAACAAGAGAUGUCGGUUUCUUCUAGAAUUUGAGAGAAUUGUAAAACAAGAGCUUGGUCAUGUAAAGCAAGACAAUCACCCUUUUGAAGACCAACUUGUGGAUUCAUCAGCACUUGGAUGGGCUAUGUCAGCUGUUUCAUCUCGUGCCUUCCGUUUGUAUGGUGGAAAAUGUCUCGAUGGGACCCAUAAAGAUGUUCCGAUGAUGCUCCCAUUAAUUGACAUGUGUAACCACAGCUUCAGUCCAAAUGCUGAAAUUGUACAAGAACAUGAAGCAGGUGAUGGAAAAAUGUUUGUAAAGUUGAUUGCUGCAGAAAACAUAAAACAAGAUGAUGAGUUAGAACUUAACUAUGGUUGUCUGAAUAAUGAUCUUUUUCUUCUUGAUUAUGGAUUUGUGAUACCCUCAAAUCCCUAUGACUGCAUUGAGCUUAAGUAUGAUGCUGCUCUUCUUGAUGCUGCAAGCAUGGCUGCUGGAGUUCAUUCCCCAAACUUCUCUUCACCAACCCCUUGGCAGCGAGAGAUCUUGUCCCACCUAAAUCUUGAUGGUGAAAAUUCUGAUCUGAAGUUUAGGCUUGGGGGCCCUGAACUCGUUGAGGGACGUAUGUUGGCUGCAUUAAGAGCAUUGCUAUCAAACGACAUGGAGUCGGUUCAAAAUCAUAGGGUGGAUACACUCAAGUCACUGUCAGUUGAAUCGCCCCUUGGAACAUCAAUCGAAGUUGCGGCUCUUCGUACCAUUGUGGCCUUGUGUGUGAUUGCUCUCGAACACUUUCCUACAAAAAUUGUGGAGGAUGAGUCGUUAUUGAAACAAGACAUCUCUGCAACUACUGAUUUGGCUAUCCGGUUUAGGAUGCAGAAGAAGUUUGUGAUAAUAGAUGUAAUGCGGGAUCUUGCAAGGAGAAUGAAGUUACUCCUCUCAAAAGAACCUGCAUCUGCUCAAAACUAGCCUUCCUGGGGGCAUCCUGUCUAUGUUUGAAAGAUGCAAUCAAGUGAGGUAGUGCUUAUUGGAAGGCUUGCAGCGAAAUGGAAUCAACCUCUUGUGCAUUACAGUGAUGACUAUAAAUUUGGGACCCAUUGAGUUAGAUUUGAUCGAUUCACUUCUUUCCCUAGUGUUUACCAUUUCAACUUGAUCCUUUAAUGUGUUCAUAUGUUUACUUUUGAGCGCCUCAUGGAAUAAUCAUGGCUGCUCUUAAAUUAAGUUUGCAAAUGGUGAAGAAAAUACUAUGCUACUAGGUACUACAUACUACGUACUACAUGUAUUUUGUUUCAUAACAUAACUAAAAUGUAUUUUCCAUCAUUUGCAAUGGAGUCAAAGAUUCAUUAUUUUUUGGCUUGAGAUUAUGAUGGAAUAAAGCAAAAUG